Messenger RNA from Papaver somniferum (opium poppy), 3113 nucleotides. RefSeq names its product katanin p80 WD40 repeat-containing subunit B1 homolog. Gene Ontology annotation, cellular component: katanin complex. Gene Ontology annotation, molecular function: microtubule binding. NCBI's taxonomy places the organism in Eukaryota, Viridiplantae, Streptophyta, Magnoliopsida, Ranunculales, Papaveraceae. Gene Ontology annotation, biological process: microtubule depolymerization; microtubule severing. The record is from RefSeq and is a predicted model, not a curated record. The transcript has 18 exons. The coding region runs from base 527 to 2881 and encodes 784 amino acids.
GGUCCACCACUCCUACUACUACUCACACCCUAAAUUUUCCUCUCACCUAAAAUACAAAAAUCAAACAUCCAAUAUUUUACUCUUUCAAUUUCUCUUCUUCUCUCCAAAAAGAAAAAACAAAGUAAAACAAAACCAAAAACCAUCAUCACCAACAGUAAUCUAUUUGUAAUGCUGCUUUAGUCUCUCUGUAAUGUGAUUUGGUGGUAGAACCCAUUUGGUAGAAGAAGAAGAAGAAGUAACAGGUGUAAAGAGAGAAAGAGAGAGAGAAAGAGACAUUAUUAGUAAUGGUAGAUUUUAACAACAACAUGGGUUUCUUGUUUUUUCUCUAGAAGAUCUGAAGCCAUUUACACAGAGAUGUUGCAGUUUUUUGUAAGAGAGAUCUGGGUUCUGUCAGAUUACAACUACAUAUUAUUAUUAGCAUGAAGAAAAAACAACAACAACAUACAACUGAACAAGAAGAAGCUGAAGAGCAAGCUAUUUUUAGGGUUUCAUUUCUACUAGUAUUAUCAGCUCAUUUCUGCUUAAAAUGACGACUAAGCGUGCUUAUAAGCUACAGGAAUUUGUAGCUCAUACAUCAAAUGUGAACUGUCUUAAGAUUGGAAGGAAGACAUCUAGGGUUCUUGUUACUGGAGGAGAAGAUCACAAAGUUAAUCUAUGGGCUAUUGGCAAGCCUAACGCCAUUUUGAGCUUAGCUGGUCAUACGAGUGCCAUUGAGUCUGUAAGUUUCGAUUCUUCUGAAGUGGUUGUGGCUGCGGGAGCAGCAAGUGGUACAAUUAAACUGUGGGACUUGGAGGAGGCAAAGAUUGUUCGCACACUAACGGGGCACAGAUCAAACUGCAUUUCGGUAGACUUCCACCCGUUUGGGGAGUUCUUUGCUUCUGGUUCUUUGGAUACAAAUCUCAAAAUAUGGGAUAUAAGAAGGAAAGGAUGUAUUCACACGUACAAGGGCCAUACACGCGGUGUGAAUGCCAUUAGAUUUACCCCAGAUGGACGUUGGGUUGUUUCUGGCGGAGAAGACAACACUGUCAAGCUGUGGGAUCUGACUGCUGGAAAGCUUUUGCACGAAUUUAAGAAUCACGAGGGCCAAAUCCAGUGUAUCGAUUUUCAUCCCCAUGAGUUCCUACUAGCAACAGGUUCGGCUGAUAGGACUGUUAAGUUCUGGGACCUUGAAACUUUUGAGCUGAUUGGUUCAGCUGGACCCGAGACCACGGGAGUGCGUUCUGUUACCUUUAAUCCUGAUGGAAGAACCUUGCUUUGCGGGUUGCAUGAAAGUCUGAAGGUUUUCUCUUGGGAACCAAUAAGAACUCAUGAUGCUGUAGAUGUAGGAUGGUCCAAAUUGUCAGACCUGAACAUUCACGAGGGAAAACUUCUUGGAUGCUCUUACAAUCAAAGCUGUGUUGGAGUAUGGGUUGUGGACAUCUCGCGGAUAGAGCCAUAUUCAAUUCCUACUGCUACCCGAUCAAACGGUCUUCAAGAAUCUAAAUCAACUCCAAGCGGGAAUUUGUCUGUCCUAGCGGAUAACAGUUUGAAGUCAAGCAUGGGGAGGCUGUCAGUCUCACAAAAUGUAGAUCCCGUAGUCAAGGAGACUAAAACUUUGGGGAGGCUGUCAGUGUCACAAGCUUCAGAAACUGUUGUAAAGGAGAUAAAACCUCUGACAACCACAGGAAGUGUCCCUAGUACUCCUCAGAGAGUUAUACCAAGUAUGGGUGCCAAAUUAGGGAAUACUGCAGCCAUUAUGAAGAGGAGUUCUGCAAAAGCCCAGUCAUCACCCAGUAUUCAGAUCUUCGUUCCCAGGAAUAGCACAAGACCAGAGCCGCCUGCUGAUGUCAAAAAAGAAAAUAGUGCUUCUGGAAGAUCAACUCCAUUUUCCAUGCAUUCAAAAGCAGCUGAUUUUCCAAAGAUGUCAAAUAGUAGAGAAGAAUCUGAGAGAUCAAAUUCUUCUGUAGAAUCUGGAACCGGGGGUUAUAAAAGCACUGGACUGAGUGAAGCUAGUGACCAGAAUUUUACUUCUGCAAAUGAUGGCAUGAAUCCAGCAAACCCUGUGAUUGAAAGAAAUGUGAUGGAUGUCAGAUGUGUUGGGCCAGGGAAGCACAGAAUGAAUUCCUCUAUGGAGCCUCCUCCCAGCUAUAAAGAUGAUGCUCGAUUACCCAAAACAAACAGAGAUAUAUCUGUAGAAGUUUCAAAAGCAGGAAGAACGCGUUCACUUGUUUCCAACUGGGAAAAGAGAGAAACAUCUCCUAGUUAUGAAGGACCUACAUCCAGUAAUUCAUCCGAGACAACAUCUGCCACAACCACACCCUCUCUUAAUCAGAGAGGGCGUGCUCCAGCUCCAUCUGUUGAAAAAGAAACUGUUUUGGCUAGUGAUGAGGAUGUCAUUUCAGAUCUAACGGAACAACACAAAGAAUUCCUAGGCUCGAUGCAAUCUCGCUUAACCAAAUUACAGGUAAUCCGCAGAUACUUAGAGAGGAAAGAUGUUAAGGCGGCCAUUAGUGCAAUGGAGAAGAUGGCUGAUCAUGCGAUUGUUGCUGAUGUCAUCGGAGUUUUGGCACAAAAGCCUGAUAUCAUCACGCUGGAUCUUUGUGCUUGUCUACUUCCACUCUUAGCAAGCCUUCUAGAAAGCAAGAUGGAUGGGCAUUUAAGCAUUUCCCUGGAAAUGCUGAUAAAGUUGAUCAGAGUCUACGGCCAUGUCAUCCAUUCCACAUUAUCAGCGUCUUCAUCUGUCGGUGUAGAUCUUCAACAAGAACAAAGGUUGGAGCGCUGCAAUCUUAUAUUUAUCGAGCUAGAAAAAAUCAAGCGUUGCCUUCCUUCCCUUACCAGAAGAGGAGGAUCAGUGGCAAAAUCUGCGCAGGAGCUAAGCCUAGCUCUUCAAGAGAUUUUAUGAAUUAACACGUCGAGUACUACUAAUGUACAUAGUGGAGAUUUGUACUAAAUUAGUUAUUAACCCGAUUCAUUUUUAGUAGAGGAGGUUUGUACUUUUAUUCUUUUUUGAAAUGUGAGGUUGUAUUAAAAAAAAAAAAAUUGUAUCAAGAAGAACUAAACCACCAAUGCAGUGGAGAAAGCUCUUCAGAAAUUACAUAUUUACCAGAAAAAAGAAAGGCAAAAAAGAAAAGGAA